Pungitius pungitius (ninespine stickleback) is the source of this 1982-nucleotide messenger RNA. RefSeq lists its product as uncharacterized. The record is from RefSeq and is a predicted model, not a curated record. The transcript is spliced from 13 exons. The coding region runs from base 123 to 1796 and encodes 557 amino acids. NCBI's taxonomy places the organism in Eukaryota, Metazoa, Chordata, Actinopteri, Perciformes, Gasterosteidae. Gene Ontology annotation, cellular component: membrane.
GAGGAGCUGCUCGCCUCUCGAGCUCAGACUGCGCUUCGCUGUCAAGGAAGCAGGAUCCAUUUCAGAGGAUUCUCUCUUUUUUUCCUCUAAGAGACUAAAACAGCAAAUUCAAACACUUUAAGAUGUGGUCAUUUAUUGUGAUUGGCCUUGCCGUCAUCUCAAAGGUGUGUGGUUAUCCAAGUGGUAACUUCCCACAGGCGUGUGGAGAUAUGUUACCUCAGCACGGCGCUAAUCCUCAGAACUCCCCGCCGCCCUAUGAGGUUUCUUACCAAAACGGCAACGUUGGAGACCCAAUCAUAGUCUGUCUCCGCAGCACGGGAGACAAAAUAUUCAUGGGAUUCAUGCUGAAGGCUCUGGAGAAGGACGAAGAUGGAGGCCCACCUCUUGGGACAUUCAGCUUGAUUGAAUCUUAUGUGAAUCGACUCUUGUCUUGUAAUGGUUUACCAGACUCGGUUGUCAGUCAAAGGAGUAAUACAUUUAAGACUCAAACGUGCGUCAACUGGACGCCUCCGGCUGCAAACAAUACCAAAAUAAUUUUCAGAGCCACAUUUCUUCACAAAUAUCAUUUAUUCUGGACAAAUGUGGAUGUGGAUUUUUCUCCACCCACCAUCCCAAGGCCUAGUACUCAUCCAGCUACUUUAAGUACUCAACCAAGUACCACUACAAGUCCUCAUCCAGGUACCACUACACGUCCUCAUCCAGGUACUACUACAAGUACUAGUACAAGUACUCAACCAAGUACCACUACAAGUCCUCAUCCAGGUACUACUGCAAGUACUAGUACAAGUACUAAACCAAGUACUACUUCAAGUACUAAUUCAAGUACUAGUACAAGUACUCAACCAAGUACCACUACAAGUCCUCAUCCAGGUACUACUGCAAGUACUAGUACAAGUACUAAACCAAGUACUACUUCAAGUACUAAUUCAAGUACUAGUACAAGUACUCAACCAAGUACUACUUCAAGUACUAAUUCAGGUACCAAUACAAUUACUACAACAAGUACUGAGCCAAUCACUAUAAUAAGUACUAAUAUGUCAAAUACCACAGCGGAAAGCACGACCACUCCAGAGGCGAACAAUACUUUCUACGUGUUGGAGAAAGCAGGCACUGUGGAGAUUAACUUUGUCACUUUCUUGGGGGUACUUAAAAUGGAACUGUCUAAUAUAUUUCUUACUGCCCUCUUCAACGGCCCCUGUUCUCGUCGUCUAAAUAAGAUGUCUCAGAUAUUCUUCAUGGUGGUGUGUGGAGCUGUUGAAAUAUCGUCUCUGGUCUUGUUCUGUCUGGUCGAUCCCAUCAAAGUCACUCUCGUUGCUCUUGUGUCUGUGGCGAUUGGGAUUAAUUUCGUAGAGCUGGUGAUCGUCUGCCUGCCAAUUGGACCCAGUCAUGAACUGAAGGAGAUCAGUGACCACGCUGUCAAUGUGUCUUCAUUCAUCCACCAGAUUUUUACAACUGCUGUCAUCUUUGUUGGUAUUUUGGAGCUUGACAAAUACAAGAAUCACUGGACGGACUCUCGGAUUCUGAAAGUGAUGGUGGCUUUCGCAGUGUUACUCCUCCUGUUUGAAAUGUGGGUUUUCGUAAGCAGCACUCAAAGGAAAGCAAUGCUGAGGAGGAGGAGAACAGGGUGGUCACGAAACAGUGAGAGGGCCAGGCGAAGAGGAAAAAAGGAGAAGUUGGGUGCAGCUGAGGGGAUUUUCAUCGCUGUCUCAGUCAUCUUCUUGGUGGGAAUCUUGUGUUUUGCUGUCGCUGUCGCUGUUAUGCUACUCGGAUGUCAUCAAGAUCGGGGAUGUGCCUGAAGGUGUGCUGGUACUUUGAUGCGUGUAAUUCAAAGUGGUUUUAUUCAUGAAUGCGAAUUGAAUUCAAAUCCAAGUUUCCUUACUUAUGUUACUAAUUGUGUAUGAUACAUUAUGUGCACUUUUCUCGUUACCUUGUUUGUAUUCUGCUUCUGUGACUUGCACAUUAAACAUUUUUUUUUCAAAAUA